Molecule: messenger RNA, 2570 nt
Organism: Oncorhynchus nerka (sockeye salmon)
Lineage: Eukaryota; Metazoa; Chordata; Actinopteri; Salmoniformes; Salmonidae
Gene: pitpnc1b
Product: phosphatidylinositol transfer protein cytoplasmic 1b
Exons: 10
Coding region: 608-1522 (304 amino acids)
Biological process (GO): phospholipid transport
Cellular component (GO): cytoplasm
Molecular function (GO): phosphatidylinositol binding; phosphatidylinositol transfer activity
Source: RefSeq, a predicted model, not a curated record
AACUGAAAGCAGGGGAGGGCGGCGAAGGGGAGAGGGAAGAGUGCCGAGCCGAGAGCAAGGUUACACGUGAGAGCAGUCCAGAGAACGAAAGUAAGAGAGACGGAGGAGAGAGAGAGAAUAGCAGGACAGGUACGCUGGCGUGGAUUAUGGAGUUGAGAAGGUUUCAGUCUUACUUCACAAGUUAAUUACCUGUUGCUCACUGGAGGACAAGAACAAAGAAAAGUGGAGAACAAAGAAAGAGUAAACUAAGGGCAACGGAGAAAGAGAGAGAGGCAUAGGGGGAAACCAGGGGUAGAGGGCGACAGCGAGAGGGGGGAACCAUGGGUAGAGAGAAAGGGAAGGACAAAAGUUGAAUGUUGACAGAGGGAGUGUGGAUAUUAAUCGGGAGAUAAACAAAAAGGAGGAGAGAGAGAGAAAAAACAAAUAGAUACACAUUGACAGAAUGGACUGGACUUCAAUGAAGCACUGACAUCAGCAAAAUAAAGGGGGAGAGAAAGAGAGGUCACUGCAGUAGGUGCUGUCACUGUAGUUCCUUAAGCACGCUUACUAUGCAACAGGAGAGUUAGGACACGCAAAGACAGACAGACGUUCACUACACGAUUGAACCAUGUUGAUGAAGGAGUAUAGAAUAUGCAUGCCACUAACUGUGGAAGAGUAUAAGAUUGGGCAGCUGUACAUGAUCAGUAAACACAGUAAUGAGCAGAGCGGAGGAGGGGAGGGAGUGGAGGUGGUGAGGAACCAACCAGACACACAUCCCCAACAUGGCCUGGGACAGCUCACUGAGAAACGCAUCUACCUCAAUAGUAAACUGCCAUCCUGGGUGAGUGUGUUUGUCCCCAGGGUCUUCUAUGUGACAGAGAAGGCCUGGAACUUCUACCCUUACACCAUCACAGAGUACUCAGUCUCCUUCCUUCCCAAGUUCAGCAUCCGUAUUGAGACCAGGUUUGAGAACAACAAUGGUGACAACAAUAAUGUAUUUGGAGACAGGCCCACCCCUGCAGAGAGCGUGAGCCACCUGGAUAUCCUCAUUGACCCCAUCCCUGACAAACACUACAAGGAGACAGAGGACCUGAGCCGCUGGGUGUCUGAGAAGACGGGCCGAGGCCCCCUGGUGGAAGGGUGGCGUAAGGACAGCACCCCCAUCAUGUGUUCCUAUAAGAGGGUGCAGUGCAGUUUCGAAGUCUACGGCUUCCAGGGAAAGACUGAGGACUUCAUACACAGGAACAUCCAGGACAUCCUACUGGUGGGGCACAGACAGGCUGUGGCCUGGACAGACGAAUGGCAUGGGAUGAGUUUGGAGGAUGUGAGAGAGUAUGAGCGGCAGAUACAGGAACAGACCAACAGCAAACUCAAAUCAACCCAGAACAACAACACAGCCCCUCGUCCGGCGUACUCGCGCUCUAUGUCCGUCACAGAUGAGCGCUCUCUGAAGAAGAUGGGAGUGAAGACUAUGGCCAUGUCAGACCCCUCCACCUCCACACUGCCUCAAAGCACUGUCCGCCUUAACUCCACCCCCGAGUAACACACACACGUUCAUACUGAUGCAUCAAUUCCUGCCUGCUUAAACCCCUCCGUGACAGUAACUACACUGCAGCAGUUCCUUUUUGUUUUACGGCCAUCCACCACAGACACAUUUAACCAGUAAAGCUACACUGUCCACAGAAGCAGCACUUAGAGCGCUCAGGUCCUACCCCUUUCUCCAGCUGUAACUAUAUAACCCAACCCCCUGUCCUACCCCUUUCUCCAGCUGUAACUAUAUAACCCAACCCCCUGUCCUACCCCUUUCUCCAGCUGUAACUAUAUAACCCAACCCCCUGUCCUACCCCUUUCUCCAGCUGUAACUAUAUAACCCAACCCCCUGUCCUACCCCUUUCUCCAGCUGUAACUAUAUAACCCAACUCCCUGUCCUACCCCUUUAUCCAGCUGUAACUAUAUAACCCAACUCCCUGUCCUACCCCUUUAUCCAGCUGUAACAAUAUAACCCAACCCCCUGUUCUUGAGGUUGCAUCCCAAUAUUACACUUUAUAUACAUGAAAGUAGACUGAAAUAUUACAAACUGUUUGACAUAGAAAGACCAAUUUUCGGCAGGUACAAAAAAAAUGAAAUGAUGAAUAACAUUCCACCCAUGAGGCCUCUAGGUAAUUUGACUUCAGGAAAAGGCUACUAGAGUGGAUAUAAUGGUAGGGGAGAGCCGUGGAUCCACAGAGCCCCCCCCCCAUCCCAUUGGUCAGACUGGGGUUAUUGAUCCGGUGUAUCGAGGCGCUGUAUUGGCUGCUUGAUCGUUCUGCUCCAUGCAGCAAAUGGCUGAAACAGGGCUAACCUUCACUGAUGAGUCAAUAGGAUGGCUGUUUUAAACAUGAUUAACUUCUGAUCUAUGGUAAUGGCUGCAACAUGACCUCUGUACAGGCUGUGGAAUAAUCUGACAUACAGGAUGAAUAUAAUGUAUAACUAGUUUUAUAUUGACACAUUAUACAUAUACUGUAUAUUUGGCUGUUUAGUCUAUUGUAAUGGAAGUCCAUUGUCAGCUAUGUACCUCUUGUAUGAAUGAAUAAAAGCCUUUAUCUCCUGUA